CCGAUUCUUCCAGGCGCUUCCUGGUGCCUGGAGCCGCCUUCCCCAUCUCUACCUUGGGGGUCCAUUCACUCCUUCUGCACAGAUUGCCUGGGCGCCCACCGUGUGCCAGGCCCAGGGCACCAGGACACAGCCAGGGGAAACGAGAGACCAGAACCCCCGUCCUCCUGGAGCUGACAUGCCAGUUGAGGAGGCAGACAGGACCCGAGAUGAGUAAGUAAAAUAUCUGGCAUGUCAGGUGGUGUUCAGGGCUGGGGGGAGAAAGCAAGCUGGGAAGAGAGACCAGGAGGAGGUGGUGAGAGGAGCGACAUUUGAGUAAGGAGCUGAAGGAGGUGAGGGAAGACGUUCCAGGUGGCAGGCACAGCUUGUGCAAAGGCCCUGAGGCAGGUCUGGGCCUGGCGUAUAUGAAGAGCAGCGAGGAGGCUCGUGUGGCUGGAGCAGAGGGAGGAUGAGGAGAGAGGGAGGAUGGAGGGCAGGGAGGGGACAGGCAGCUCCUGGGGGCCUGGAGGAUAGCAGGGAGGCCUCAGGCCUCCUCCUGGAGGAAGGUGGAGCCUGGGGGACUGCGGGCAGAGGAAAGACCGGAUGUAGCUCAGGUUAUACCAAGGUGACCAUCCUACCCACCUCCUAGGGUUGUUGCAAGGACGAAUAGGUGCGCCUAGCAGAGAGUGAGCGCUGGCACACGCUCAGCUGUCCCCGCCCCUAAUUAUCCACCAUCCUUGUUGUUCCCGCGCACGCCCGGCGGCCCAGGGGAGCGCGCAGCUGGCCCCGGCAGGGCUCGGACACCUGGGGCCCGGCCCCUCCCCGCACCCCGCGGUGUCGUCUUGCCGGGCGGCUCGUGUUCCCGGAUCCCCUUACCCGGGCGGCUCGGCUGUCGCGCCCUGGGCCGGGGGAGGGGAGGCUGCAGGAAGCGGCGGAUCCGGCGGCGGCGGCGACGGCGGCCCGGGUGGCCGAGCGCCUCGGGCCAUGGAGAGCGCAGCGGCCCGCGAGCCCCAGGGGGCCGAGGCCCCGCGCCCGUCCGCGCCCCCACCCUCGCCCGCGGAGCCCCCCGCCGCGCCCCGCGCCCGCCCGCGCCUCGUCUUCCGCACGCAGCUGGCGCACGGCAGCCCCACGGGCAAGAUCGAGGGCUUCACCAACGUCCGCGAGCUCUACGCCAAGAUCGCCGAGGCCUUCGGGAUCGCGCCCACCGAGAUCCUGUUCUGCACCCUGAACAGCCACAAAGUGGACAUGCAGAAGCUCCUGGGCGGCCAGAUCGGGCUGGAGGACUUCAUCUUUGCCCACGUGCGCGGCGAGACGAAGGAGGUGGAGGUCACCAAGACGGAGGACGCGCUGGGACUGACCAUCACGGACAACGGGGCGGGCUACGCCUUCAUCAAGAGGAUCAAAGAGGGCAGCAUCAUCAACCGCAUCGAGGCCGUGUGCGUGGGCGACAGCAUCGAGGCCAUCAACGACCACUCCAUCGUGGGCUGCCGCCACUAUGAGGUGGCCAAGAUGCUCCGGGAGCUGCCCAAGGCCCAGCCCUUCACCCUGCGCCUGGUGCAGCCUAAGAGAGCCUUUGAUAUGAUCGGCCAGAGGAGCCGUGGCAGCAAGUGCCCCGUGGAAGGAAAGGUGACCAGCGGGAGGGAGACCCUGCGGCUGCGUUCGGGGGGCGCCGCCACGGUGGAGGAGGUGCCUGGUGAAUUCGAAGAGGAGGCGACACGGAGGGUGGACGACCUGCUGGAGAGUUACAUGGGCAUCCGGGACCCAGAGCUGGGUAAGGGGCCAGGCGUCCACGAUGGUGGAGACGUCCAAGAAGACGGCGAGCGUCCAGGAGUUUGCGCGCCUUUUAGACUCCGUCUUGGGCGAGUUCGCCUUCCCGGACGAGUUCGUGGUGGAGGUGUGGGCCGCCAUCGGCGAGGCCAGGGACGCCUGUGGCUAGGCUGCCCCGGGGCAGCGCGCAGCCCCAGCCCGGAGCCCGGACCCCCGCCCCAGCCCCCACCUGAGAUCCAGCCCUGCUCCAGAGCCAGGCUCAGCUCUGAGACCCAGCCCCAACCCGAGAGCCAGCCCUGCUCCAGAGCCAGGCUCAGCUCUGAGACCCAGCCCCAACCCGAGAGCCAGCCCAGCUCCAGAACCCAGCCCGGUUCCCAAACCCAGCCCUCCUCUAGAAUCCAGGACAGCUCUGAGGCUAAGCUGAGCUCUGACACCAAGUCCAGUUCUGGAACCCAGACAAGUUUUAAGACCCAACCCAGCUCUCCGACCAAGCCCCGCCAUAAAGCUCCACCCAACUCUGGAACGCAAGACAACUCCGUGACACAGCCACACCUGGACACCCGGUCUAGCUCAGGAACGCCAGUCAGUUCUGGGACCCAGGCGAGACUCCAGAAACAGCCCAGCUACAGAAGCCACGCCAGCUCAGGACUCAAAGACGGCUCCCCGAGGCAAGCCCAUGCACGGAGCCAGCCCAGCUCAGGAACUGAGAGGCACGCUGCAGCUCCGUCAAGAUCGAGACCCCAGCCCUGCUCUGAAACCCUGCGACACUCCAGUACGUAUCCCCAUCCUGGGGCCCAGUCCAGCUCCAGUGCCGAAUCCAGCUCAGAGACUGAGCUCAGCUCUAGAACCCAGCCCAGUGCCACAACCAGGCCCAUCUCCAGAAUUCAGACGAGCUCUGGAACCCCAUCCAUCUCCGAAGCAACGCCCGCCUCCAGAACUCAGCUUGAUGCUGAGCCCCACUCUCACCGCAGAACGCAGACCAGCUCUAGAAUGCUGUCCAACUCCGGGACCCAGACCGACUUCAGCGCCUGGCCAAGGGCCAGAGCUCAGUCCAGCUCAGGCACUCCACCCAGCUCCAGAACCCAACUCACUUCUGGAGCACAGACUGGCUCUGAAGUCCCAGCCGGCUCCAAAAUGCGGUCAGUGGCAGAGACCCAGGUAAGUUCUGGAAUCCAGGCAAACUCUGGAAUCCAAUCUAGCUCUGGGACCCAGACCAAUGCAGCAACAGACUUGGGCUCCAGAACUCUGUCCAGCUCCGAUAGCAGGCCCAGCUCCAGGAUCCAGCCCUGCCCAGGAGCUCAACCAACCUCUGAGACCCAGCUCAUCUCGAAAACCCUGACAAGUUCUAGAUACCAGCUCCAGGCCACAAGCCAAGGCGGCUCUGGUAUUGAGCUGGACUUUGGAAAACAGACCAGCUCUGGAGCUCAGCUCAUUUCUAGAGCCCAGCCCAGCUCCGGGACCCAGGCCAGUGCAAGAAUUCAGCCCAGCUCCAGGAUUCAGUUCAGCUCUGAGACCCAGCCCAGGUCAAGAAUACAGCUCAGCUCUGGAGCCCACCUUAGUUCCAGAACCCAGCCUAUUUCUGGAACCCAACCCAGCUCCAGAACUCAGACCAGUUCUGGAACUCAGUUCAGCUCUGAGACCCAGCCCAGCUCUGAAACCCAGACUAGCACAAGAAUUCAGCCUAGCUCUGGAGGCCAGCUCGGCUCCAGAACCCAGCCCAGCGCUGAGACCCGGCUCAGCUCUGAGACUCAGCUCGGCUCCAGAACCCAGGCCACCUCCAGGAUUCAGUUCAGCUCUGAGACCCAGCCCAACUCUGAAACCCAAACCAGGUCAAAAGUUCAGCCCGGCUCUGGAGCCCACCUCAGUUCCAGAACCCAACCCAGCUCCACAACCCAGACCAGUUCUGGAACCCAGUUCAGCUCUGAGACCCAACCCAGCUCUGGAGCCCACCUCAGUUCCAGAACCCCGCCUAUUUCUGGAACUCACCCCAGCUCCAGAACCCAGACCAGCUCAAGAAUCCAGCUCAGCUCUGGAAACGGGCUCCGUCUGCAGACCCCUGAGCUUGACUCUAGAACCCAACCCGAGCCCACUCCCCCAGCCCGACCUCAGGCCCCAGGCCCACCACCCGGAGGCCCGGCUCCGGUCCCUAGCAAAGUCUCUCGGCCUCAGGCCCAGCCCCAUGAUCUGGUACAUGGAACCCAGGCCGACACUGGCCGGGGCCAAAGCCCACCAGCUUCCCACCUGGCCCCCCCACCACAGGCCCCCUCAGCCCCCCAGAAACCAGCCCUCUCCCCUAAGCCUCAGCUGGGACUCCAGAAGUCCACAUCACCCCUCAUAUCUAGUCCUGCCCCCAGGGCAGCCCUGCUGUGUUCCCGGCCCUCUGGACCCCCAGCUCGGGGGCCGGCCCCCUCCCCCAGCUUCCCCGUGCUCAGGGGGGCAGGGCCCCUCCCCCAUCACAGGGGGCCGUAGCUUGGGCGUGACCUAGUUUUGGCAUCCGUGGCGCCCACCUCUGCUCCCCUCCUCCCAGCCCUGGUCCCCCAGAAGCAGCAGGUGACCUCGUUCUCCCAAGGCGGGGGUGGGAGGGGGGCAGGGUGGAAACAGGUGUUUCGGUUUCACUGGGGCCUGGCUCCGGCAGGUGUAAGCAGAUCCCAGCUCUGCGGAGGGGAAAGGGGGGCGGGGGGGGUCCCUUCUCGUGUACCCCGAGGGCUGGCGGGGAAUAAAGGCACCUCCAC
Equus caballus (horse) is the source of this 4475-nucleotide messenger RNA. RefSeq names its product GIPC PDZ domain containing family member 3 (gene GIPC3). Lineage: Eukaryota; Metazoa; Chordata; Mammalia; Perissodactyla; Equidae. The record is from RefSeq and is a predicted model, not a curated record. Gene Ontology annotation, molecular function: receptor ligand activity. Gene Ontology annotation, biological process: signal transduction.